CACAAAUGUUUCCAUUGGAUUCUGUCCGAAGAGCGGAAAACGUAAUUUUUAUUUUUAUUGCACUCUAGUUACGAAACUAACGUGCACUCGUUUCUUAAAAGUAUUUUUUUAAAAAUAAUUUAUUUAAAAUUUGUGUUUAUCUAAAAUGGUGUCUUCAUACGUUAUUUACACGGCUGUGCCUAUUUCCGUCGUAGUUGCAUUAGGAUUAAUACGUAAGUGGAGAUCGAGAAAUUGGGCUAAAUGUGUGAGCAACACUUGCUUGAGAGGUAAAACUUACCUUAUUACUGGAGCAAACAGCGGGAUAGGCCUGGAAACAGCCAAAGCUCUUGUGAAGAGGAAGGCGCGAGUUAUUUUUGCUUGUAGAGAUAUCGAUAAGGCAAAACAAGCAAUCGCUGAAAUAAGAAAAGAACAACCCACAGGAGGCGAACUGAUUCCUAUGCAAUUAGACCUUGCAUCUUUUGAAUCAAUUGAGAAGUUUGUUGAAGUAGUUAAGGCUGGUUUCUACAAAAUAGAUGUUCUAAUCAACAAUGCCGGUGUCUCAGUUCCACUUAAACAGGAUCAGAAAACAAAAGAAGGUUUUGAGAUACACAUAGGCGUUAACCAUUUGGGGCAUUUCUAUCUCACAAACUUACUUAUUGAUUUAUUGAAGAAAGCAUCACCGAGCAGAGUCGUCAUAGUGUCAUCAACAUUACAUGAAAAAGGAAAAUUGGACUUUGGUGAUUUGAAUCUAAGAGCUGAAAUUGAAGAGGCAAAGAAAGGAAAGAGUGGCCGUCACAACGCUGGCUAUUGUAAUUCUAAGCUGAUGAACAUUUAUUUCGCACGUGGUCUGGCUGCCAAGCUGAUGAGUGAAGGGGUUGAUGUUAAUGCAUGCUGCCCCGGGUUCUGCUACACUAAUUUAUUCAGAAAUUUCGUAAGAUGGUACCAUUACAUAUUGAUGGCUCCUGUUGCAUUCUUCUUUAUGAGGUCAGCUAAACAGGGCGCAGAAACUGUGGUGUACUGUGCAAGCGACUACAGUAUCGAAGGCCAUACUGGUAAGUUUUAUCGAGACUGCGCCGAAUACACUUCUAAGUAUCCAUUCAACAAGGAAGAAGAAACAAAACUUUGGGAGAUCAGCGAAGAAAUGGUCGAAGCAAGGAAGCCGCUGAAGAAUUAACCGGCUACUUUUUAAUAAAUUCAUACUAUUUUGAACUGUUUAGUUUAUUUGUUCCAAUUAUAUGUAACUAACAUUUUUUUUUAAUUAUUACUGUAUUUUAAAAAGAAACAUAAAUAUUUGUACAAUAUUCGAGUUAAUGUCUGUACAAUAUUUUGGCGCGUUUUUUUGACAGUUAACGACGCACAGAUAAAAUAUUUCUAUAAAGUUAAUUUGUAUAAUUAUCAAGUCGAGGGCUUGUAUGAUAUAAUUAUCGCAUAAUAAAUAUGUUACAUAUCAUGGUGUCAUUGUGUAAUUAGAUGUAAGUAGAAUUCCUUGACUGUUUAAUAAAAUUAAUAAUCCAUAAUG
This is a messenger RNA of Vanessa atalanta (red admiral), 1498 nucleotides long. Its product is annotated as retinol dehydrogenase 14-like. NCBI's taxonomy places the organism in Eukaryota, Metazoa, Arthropoda, Insecta, Lepidoptera, Nymphalidae. The record is from RefSeq and is a predicted model, not a curated record. Bases 146 to 1153 code for a protein of 335 amino acids. The transcript has 5 exons.